Molecule: messenger RNA, 2547 nt
Organism: Oikopleura dioica
Lineage: Eukaryota; Metazoa; Chordata; Appendicularia; Copelata; Oikopleuridae
Source: the annotation of a GenBank genome assembly
AUGGCCUCAAAUGAGGGUGAAGAAGCUUUGCUAACAUGGGUCCAGUCAUUCCCAGAAAUCUCCGUAAAAAGUCUUGUCGAUCUCUCGACCUGUGUUGACCUCGCGCUCAUCUGUACAAAAGUAGACUCUGAAUUUUUCGGCCUUGAAUGGAAGAAGAACUUGUCAGACACGUCAUUAGAGAACAAAGACCUCUGCAAAUUGAAUGCAAUCAAAGUUUGUGAGCGAGUUCUUGAGUAUUAUAAAGAAUGCCUAAAACUUUCUUUUGUAAAUAUCGACACGCCAAAAUCCGACGAAGUCGCCACAGGAAAUAUCAAAGAAAUCGCCUGUCUGAUACAGUUCAUCCUCGGCGCUGCUGUCAACUGUGACAACAAAAACGACUUCAUCGGGAGCUUAAUGACCCUUGAUGAGUACGUUCAAGGCGAAUUGAUGGCGUACAUUCAAAUUAUCCUCGAUUCGUGUGUUCCUGUUGGUGAAGAAUCAUCGAGCAUGGACGAGGAAGAUCUGAGGCAGCGUCUUUUUGAGCUUGAAAAAGAAUUGGCUCUGAGUGCCGAAGAAAAUCAAGCUCUUAGAUCAGAUCUUGAAUCCGCGAAAUCCUUCAUUUCUGACAGACAGAACGGCAAGUCUAACGGCGAAAUCGACCUGAUGGAAAGAAGGGCGAUCGAAACCCAACGCAGACUGGAUGAAGUGCAAGAGGAACUCAUGAUGAUGGAGCAUCAACGUGAGGAAGAAAGCAUCCGACUCGAAGUCGCACUAAGAGAGGCGGAUGAUUGGCGACAGAGAACAGAAGUCGCGGAGCAAAAAGCAGACGAAGUCGCAGUCCUCAAAGACGAAGUAGACUACCUCAGAGAAAAAGCCGACAAAGCAACUCGUCUUCAAGCCUCUCUCGACUCGCUCAGGAGCAAAGCAGAGGAAUCAAACGAGCUGAGAAAAAAGCUUCGCGACGCAGAAGAACUCUCGGCUCAGGCAACAAGGGAGCGCGACGAAGAACUUCGAAAGCUCAAAAGUUACAAAACGCAGCUUCAAACGACGAAACAGGCACUUGUGGAAGCGCAAUCGAAAGCAGUUGAUGAUGAUAGAAGAGUACAAAGGUUAGAGAAUGAUCUGCGCGCGGAGAAGGAAAAAUCGAAAGUGUCUGAAGCAGCAGCGGAAAGAGUUACGGCAGAGUUAAUUUCUCUCAAGGCUCUCAAUGAGGAACUCAGUUUAAAUUCUGGCAACAUGGAAAGCCUUGGUGAGUCUCUAGCGGCUGAAACAGCAGCCGGAGACGACAUGAGUCUCAUGCCUCCGCAAGUUCGCGAAAAGAUGAUCCGUCUCCAAUCGGAAAACAAAAGACUAUCCGAGCAAGUGGACCGAGAAAUCAGCAGAGGCCGAUCUGACAAUGUCGAGCUCAAUGAUACCAUCGAAAACCUCCGAUCCGAGAAACAGUCGUUGACAGACAAGAUCAAGGAACUCGAGACGAAGCUCGCCGAGGGAGGAGUGAAAGAAGACAGUGAAUCUGUUCAAGAGCUCGAAGAGAAGGUCAAGUCCGUCACAGCUGAAAACGCGAAGAAGAAAGAAGAGUUCAACUCGGUUUCCGCUGAGCUCAACGCGGCUAAGGAGAAAAACAGCGAAGUCGAAGCGUUGCUCAAACAGAAAGAUGAAGAUAUCAAGGCGAUGGAGACGCGAUACCGCUCGUACCUAGAAAAAGCUCGUUCGGUCAUCAAAACUCUCGAUCCAAAGAACAACAACAACACUGAAGUCGUCGCCCUCCGCGCCCAAGUUGCCGAAAAAGACCGACUCAUCCGCCGCUUAGAAGCAGAAAAAGCCGAAAAGGGCAAAGCUCGCGACCAAGAAGAAAAGCUCUUGGUCUCAGCGUGGUACAACCUUGGUAACAAAACUAUCCGCGGCGCCGUGGACGAGCGAGUUGGUCGCUCGCAACCCGGUCAAAGCUUCCUCGCCCGCCAAAGGCAACAGACUCAACAAAGGCGGAACCAACAGAGUGCUAUCAACAAAUCUCGAGCGCUUGUCGACAGCCUCGAAAAACUCCCAGAAACGGGAUCGGAUCUGAUUGAAAUCGACUUUGACGAGGAUGGCCAUCGAAAAUUGACGGAGGCGAGUUACACUGCGAUGCCGUACAAAGUUUCGGUUCGCUCAACGCUCCCGCCAAAGAUUCGCGUCAAUGGCCAGCGACCGGAGAUUACUAGAAAGUCUCUUGGAAGCAAGGAAUACCACUUAGAACGGCGCCAGCCGGAGUAUUUGGAAAAGAAACACGGAGAACGUGGAAUCAAUAGAUAUUUCCGCACGCGCAAAAUGGAGGAAGCUGAGGAAAGUCUACGGGCGGAGAAACGAGUCGGAUGGGACGAUGUUUCGGACGAAUACAGGAAGGAACUCAAGAGGCAGUCCGAAAUGAGACGUCUCCAAGGCCCAUCAGAAAAGUGGUGGGAGCUGACAACACCGGAAUUUCAUUACAACCACCACAAAGCCCUGGACGCUGAGCGAAGAUGUUCCAGCCAGGCUGAAACUUACCGCCGUGGGCUCAAGAAAAACUCCGACCUUUUCUGGACUUACUAA